Messenger RNA from Striga hermonthica, 1062 nucleotides. NCBI's taxonomy places the organism in Eukaryota, Viridiplantae, Streptophyta, Magnoliopsida, Lamiales, Orobanchaceae. The record is from the annotation of a GenBank genome assembly.
AUGGGUUUCUUGAUUUUGCUGAAAUUAUCGCUUUUAUGUGUCGAUCUUUUUGCCUGGCCUGUGAUUGCUCUAGGAUAUCCUCUGAUACCGUUUUGGUCGAAAAUAAAACUCGCGACCAUUUUGUGGUUAGUGGUGCCACGGUUUAAUGGUGCAUGUUAUGCGUACCAGAGCUUUAUACGUCCGUACUUGAUCGUGAAUGUACAAGAAGCUAUACGUAGGUUUGAGGAACAAAGUCGUACGAGCGAGACAUUUCUUGAUGUGGCAGAUAAGUACAUGAAAGAGAAUGGAGUCGAGGCUCUAGAAAAGCUAAUUGCAGCAAAGAAGGAACUCAAAGAAUCUGAUGAUUCUCAGAGGGGUUCUCGGGUUCAAGAACCAGACGAGAAAAAUGUUGAGGCUACAUUGAAACUGCCUAAAGAACCUGAUGCUGCUGAGAAAGAUAAAGGAAUAUUAGAAACUCCCAAGGGGAUUGAAUUUGCAGCAACUGAAGUGACAAAAGUGAGGCUUUAUAAAGAAGUAUUAGAAACUCCCAAGGGGAUUGAAGCAACUGAACCGAUAAAGCCAGUCUCCAAGGAAAAAGCCCAUGCACCGGUUCUUAAUAAUAAAGACACAAUAGCACCACAAAAAACAACUUCAGACCAAAACAAACAACCGAUUAAUCUAAAAGCUGUACCGCCAGCUGCUGAAUGGACUUGUCACUUAUGUCAAGUUUCAACGACUAGCGAGAAGAAUAUGAACGACCAUCUCAGGGGGAAUAAGCAUACGUCUAUGUUACAGUCCUUGAAAUCGAGCAAGCUCAGUAAUAAUAAUACCACGAAAGACCAUCCAAGUCCUGGAUCCUCGUCGGGCCGUGAAGGUGGGCCCAAGCAAGAAUCGACUUUAAAGCCCAAAAACAUUGCUCAGAAGCUGCCUGUCAAGAAGCCCACUGUGGGUGUUCAGAACAAUUUUAAACACUGGUGUGCCCUUUGUGAUGUGCAGGUAUCUAGUGAUAUUACUCUGGGGGCUCAUCUCAAGGGGAAAAAACAUUGGGAAAUUUACACGCAUACUAAGCAGCAUGUAAAAUAA